CAAUCACUUGGUGGUACUCAGGUGGACCAAGCAAUGUAGCAAGAGAAAAGCAAGAAAUCCCUAAAUCAGAGAAUUUUUUAAAAUAGUUUACUUCUCUCCAAGGCAUACUUCCUGCAUAUUAUCAAAACAUGUGGAACUGUCUCAGGACUACCACAAUCACAUAAUCAAUUUGAAUGUUUCCCUACUAUCUGCAGACAUUUGUUUAAUCCACAAUGGCCAUGUUUCCUUCACUUGCGCCCGUUCCUUUCGUCUAGUUCUGCCCAUCAAAAAUGUCAAAAAUUGACAGGAUGGGCAUCCUUGGGGUGAGGAGCUUUGGGAUUGAGGAUAAAGACAGACAAGUAAUCUCUUUUUUUACUCCUUUGACUGUGCUGGUUGGACCUAAUGGAGCAGGGAAAACGACUAUCAUUGAGUGCCUUAAGUAUGCAACAUCAGGGGAACUUCCUCCUGGAUCUAAAGGAGCUGCAUUUGUUCAUGAUCCAAAGGAUGCCCAUGAGACAGAUGUGCGAGCACAGAUUAAACUCUUAUUCACGGAUGUUAACGGAGAGAAAGUGACCAUCCAACGCUCCAUGUGCUGUACUCAGAAGGCAAAGAGCUACACCUUCAAAAGCUUAGAGCAGGUCAUCACCAGAAUGAAAGAUGGUCAAAAGCUGAGCUUGUCAUCUAAGUGUGGUGAACUGGACAGAGAGAUGAUUUCUUCAUUGGGUGUAUCGAAGCCUGUGCUGAAUCAUGUCAUCUUCUGCCACCAAGAAGAGUCUAACUGGCCACUCAGUGAAGGCAAAGCACUCAAAGACAAGUUUGACUCCAUUUUCGCUGCAACCAAGUAUAUAAAAGCUCUGGACACGAUGCGUCAGCUGCGUCUCGCGCAGAGCCAGACAGUCAGAGAGUGUCAGGUAGAGCUGCGCUACCUGAAGCAGAACAAGGAGAAGGCCCAGCAGAUAAGAGAAACAGUGGCUACCAAGGAGGCUCAGCUGAUGGCCUCUAAAGACAGCGUCCAGAAAAUAGAGAGUCAGAUUAAUCCAUUGGAGAAUCAGCUGCUCACUAUUGACACGAAACUUGUAAAAGUGAUGAAGCUGGACAGUGAGGUCAAGGCUUUAGAGAGCAGGAAGAAGCAGAUGGAGGAGGACAACAGGGAGCUGGAGGAAACAAUGGAACAGGUGUUCCAGGGUUCAGACGAGCAGCUGCAGGAGAUUUACCAGAACCACCAAAGGACGGUGAGGGAGAAGGAACGGAGGCUGACAGACUGCCAGAAGGAGUUGGAGAGAGCAGACCGGGACUGUCAGAGACUGAAUAGAGUCAGGGCAGAGCUCCUGGUAGAACAAGGUCGUCUUCAAACGGAGGCUGACCGUCAUACACAAAACAUCAAGAACCGUGACGCUCAGGUUCGCUCGUUGUCAACCUAUCUGGAGCUGGAGGGCUAUGACAGACCACCCUUCGCCACUCUGCAGCUUGAAAGCUUUCACCAUCUUGUCACUCAGAGACUGGAGCAAGAAAAAGAUGCAGUCAAUCAGGUUUUGACGGACCUGCAUGAUAAAGAGCAACAGAAGCAGCAGUCCAUUGAUGAAAUGAGGGAUAAGAAGACUGGCCUGGAGAGAACAGUAGAGCUUAAGAAAGACCUGCAGGGAAGGAGACAGCAGGAUCUGAGGAAUGUCAAAGCAGAGCUGCAGAGACUAGAGUGUUCGUCUAGUCGCCUGCAGGAGCUGGAGAAUGAAUUGGCUAAAGCGGAGCGUGACUUGCAGAGCACAAUGCAGAAAUCCACCGUGGAUGAUCUGAAGGCUGAGGUCGUGGAGCUCCAGAAAGAAAAGGCUGAACUUGACCGUGUACAGAGACGACUCGACCAGGAGAUGGAGAUGCUCAACACACACACCGCUGCACGCACGCAAAUGGAGAUGCUGAAAAAAGACAAGACAGAAAAGGAGGAGCAGAUACGCAGGAUCAAGUCUCGUCACAGUGAAGAUCUUGUGUCAUUAUUGGGCCACUUCCCCAACAAGAGAGAGCUGGAGGAUUGGCUCUAUGCCAAGUCUAAGGAAAUCAACAGUACCAGGGAACGACUUGCCAAACUCAAUAAGGACUUAGCAUCAAAUGAGCAAAAUAAAAGCCACAUUGCUGCUGAGCUGCGUAAGAACGAGCAGCAGUUAGCCAGAGAACAAGAGAGGUUCUUCAGUGUGUGUGGCAGUCAGGAUCUGGAGCAGGACCUGUCGAAACUGCAGGAAGAUCUGGAGAAGACAUCUAAACAAAGAGCCAUGCUAGCUGGUGCCACGGCAGUGUACACUCAGUUCAUCAGCCAGCUCACAGAGCAGAGAGAGCCCUGCUGCCCUGUGUGUCAGCGUACAUUUCCUUCAGAGUCUGAUCUGCAGGAAGUUAUCAGUGACAUGCAGUCCAAACUACGCCUGGUGCCAGACAGGCUAAAAAACACUGAGCAGGAUCUGAAGAAGAAAGAGAGGAAGAGGGAUGAGAUGUUGGCUCUCAAACCUGUCAGACUGGCAAUUGAACAGUUGCAGGAAAAGGAGGUGCCUGAGCUGAAAAACCGUCUACACACAGUGAACAGAGAAAUCGAGAGACUGAAGGAUGAUUUGGAGGAGCAGGAGACUCUGCUCAGUACUCUGAUGUCAGAGGAUGAAACAGUCAAAGCCUGCCAACAAGACAUUUCUCUCAUGGACAGAUACCUGAUGGACCUUAAAGAGGUGGACAGGAAAAUAGCUCAACAGGAAGCCAAACUCCAGGGGGUAGACCUGACCAGAACCAUCCAGCAAGUCAGUCAGGAGAAACAAGAAACUCAACUCAAGAUAGACACCACCUCCAGCAAGAUGGAGCUCAAACGUAAGCUGAUUCAGGACCAGCAGGAGCAGAUUCAGGCACUGAAAAGUGCCGUGAAUGAGACGAGAGCUGAGAAGCUCCAGCUGAGCAGUGAUCUGCAGAAGCAGCAGCAGCUGGCGGAGCAGUGUGUCGAGUUCACCGCUGAGAUACAGGCUUUAACCAGAGACAUCAGGGAAGCAAAGGAACAGCUGUCCCCUUUGUCUGCUGCUUUAGAGAAGCUGCAGCAAGAGAAGCAGGAGCUGAUGGUGCGCAAGAGGGAGAGGCAGGAAGAAGGACAGGAGAAGAUCGGUGCUAUAAAAGAGAGAGUGAAGGUUAUCACCACGCUGGAAAAAGACAUCAACAAAUACACAGAUGAGGGCAAAGAUGAGUACAAAGAGCAAAAAGAGUCUGAGCUUCAAGAAACUAAUACUCAUCUACAUGAGGCUGAGAAGCAUAAAGAGAAGAUCAACAAGGAGAUUGGAAACAUUCGCCAGGACAUAGAUACCCAAAAGGUCCAGGAGCGUUGGUUGCAGGACAACCUGACGUUGAGGAAGCGUGUUGAGGAGUUGAAGGAGGUUAUGGCUCAACAUGAGGCUCGUUCAAAAGAAAUGGGCAAUAUGCAAGUGUUGCAGCUGCGCCGAGAACGACGUGAGGCAGAACACAAGUUAGAAGAACUGAAGAAGAGCCGCAGCAUUGCACUGGGUCGUCAGGGAGGUUUUGAGGAGGAGAUACUCCAAUACAGAAAAGAGCUGCGAGAAGAUCAGUAUGACAAAGCUGAUGAGCGCUACAGAAACAAGAUGAUCAUAAUGAGGACCACAGAGCUGGUCAUUAAAGAUCUGGAUCUCUACUACAAGGCCCUUGAUCAAACAAUCAUGAAAUUCCACAGCAUGAAAAUGGAUGAGAUCAACAAGAUUAUCAGAGACCUGUGGCGGAGCACCUACAGGGGUCAAGACAUUGAGUAUGUGGAGAUCAGGUCUGAUAUGGAUGAGAAUGCAUCUGCGGGAGCAAGGCGUAGGGUUUACAACUACAGAGUAGUUAUGGUGAAAGGAGACACAGCUCUGGAUAUGAGAGGACGCUGCAGUGCUGGUCAGAAGGUGUUGGCAUCCCUGAUCAUCCGUCUCGCUCUGGCAGAGACCUUCUGCCUAAACUGUGGGAUCCUGGCCCUGGAUGAGCCCACCACCAACCUGGACCGGGAGAACAUUGAGUCACUGGCACACGCCCUUGUAGAAAUCAUUAAGAGUCGCUCUCGCCAGCGUAACUUCCAGCUGCUGAUCAUCACCCACGAUGAGGACUUCGUGGAGCUGCUGGGGCGCUCCAGCUACAUUGAGCACUUCUAUCGCAUCCGUAAGAACCAGGACCAGAACUCUGAAAUCGCAAAGUGCAGCAUCAGCUCCCUCUCCUCCUAUGUCCACUGAGCAGACAACUGACUAUUUAAAUCCUGGAAAUACACAGUAAACCUUGAUAUUUAGGUUGGGCAAAGUUCAUGCUCAGUUCAUUGAGUUCAAAAGAAGUUCAAAUGUCUUCAGGGUUUCUGGGGCAUAAAGAAAAUUACUUUCUAGUCAGUCCUUGUGUUACUAGCUGGAAAGUUAGAUGCUCUGCACGCUACUUAAGCUAUGCACGCCAAAGAGUCAAAUACCCAUAAUUCAAAAUAGAAUAUUUCAAUUUGCAAUGCAUUCAUCAGUUCAACAAGGGCAAAUUCUGUACCAUGUUUUUCUCCAUCCAGCUGGAAAACGUUUCAAGGAACUCUCUGGAAGCGUACUGUGUUUCUAAUACUCCUUUGAAAGUCACAGCUCAGUAACUCAGACUUCAUCAUCACAUCCUGUAUGUCACCUAGAAAGUAGUAGGUGAGGUGCCUUUGAAAAACCCAUACAUUCAGAGGUCAUAAAAACACAGAAUCUAGGGCAGACUGGGUGAUCUGAUUAACUCUGAUGUGUGUGUAAUUCUGUUUAUAGAUAUUAAAUAUUUAAAAUGUCUUAAUUGUUCUUGAAGUGUUUAAUGGAUCAGGAUGGUUUUAUAUUUUCAUGUGAACUACAUGGAUGCCUUCAGUCUUUACAAAGUGUCCAUGGCUAUCACAUGACCGGCAGCGGCAACAGAAGAACCUGUGGUGUAACAUUAUGGAUUACAGUUGUAUUUUUCAUCUAUGUGAAGGA
Molecule: messenger RNA, 4943 nt
Organism: Monopterus albus (swamp eel)
Lineage: Eukaryota; Metazoa; Chordata; Actinopteri; Synbranchiformes; Synbranchidae
Gene: rad50
Product: RAD50 homolog, double strand break repair protein
Exons: 28
Coding region: 270-4208 (1312 amino acids)
Biological process (GO): chromosome organization involved in meiotic cell cycle; telomere maintenance via recombination; telomere maintenance via telomerase
Cellular component (GO): condensed nuclear chromosome; Mre11 complex; nucleus
Molecular function (GO): ATP hydrolysis activity; G-quadruplex DNA binding; double-stranded telomeric DNA binding
Source: RefSeq, a predicted model, not a curated record